UGAGUUUGAGGUGGGUAGAGUCGGCCUGCCCCGCAGGAACGCGAGAACUGGGUCCAGGGAGUUAGGGCGCAUCUCCAGGAUAGAAAAUGUCAAUACUCACUUCUCCAAGAGGAAAGGUAGAAGUGGUUCAUUGCCGAAGAACAGAAUCGCAGGAUGUUUAUUGUAUCAAAAACCUCAUUAGACAAUUUACCCAGAAGCUGUUUGGACAGCUUAAUAUCAUUUAUCUUCUGGAGAAGGCAAACCUUGCCAUUACUCUCUGCAAUGACAAGGAGGAGAUCAUGGCUCAAGCCACCUUCCUGGACUACCCCAACUGGAAUGUGGCCAAGCAGGAUGACUGGGUGUCUGUGUUCCGGGAACUUGACAGUGAAAUCCCAUGCACACCUCUGAACACAUUGUUCAUGCACCUCUUUGUGGCUGUGAAUGAGUAUUCUGUUGGCUGCUGCAAAGAGAUUAUUCGGACCGUGUUUAAGGCAGUGCCAGAACUGCACUUCAUCUUUCUCAUAGUGCCAUCCUACAUAAGCCUAGUGGGGGACAUGACGAGUCUGACAUAUGACGAGGACUUUGCCGUGCAUGUAUGUCACAGACACAACCAUUACCCUCAGCUGCACAUUCGUAAAGCCAGGGUAGAAGAUCAUGAUGAUCUCAUGCCAAUAUUUAUGCACCAUAACACAUUUCUGAAAGCAACUUACGGCGAUUACUUCCUGGCUGAACUAAUAGAAGCCCAAGAUGAAGAAAACCAUGCUGUCGUGUGUGAGGUAGAAGGUGUUGCUGUCGGGUUCAUGAGUGUAUGCUCAAGAGUGAACAUGCAGCUCCUGCAUGAGUGCUUUGACUUGGGGCCCUUCCAUGGACUCUGCACCCCACAUCCUGAUGAUGUUCUGGAGCCACCACAAGAGCUCAGUGUUCCCGGAAGUCAAGAUGCUGAGCGAAGGAGUAGCAGCCAGGACUCCCAGAAAAUAGUCGAAGAGCCACAGGAACCUGUCUCACCAGAGGCCAGGGAAAGUGAAAACAACCAGGGAAAAACUGCAGAAGAAGCUGCAACUGAGGAACUUUCAUCCAUAGUCCAAAGUGGAAAUACUAGUGAAAUGGAGGACUUAGAAAAUCUCCAUCAAGUGUCCACUGAGGAUGAUACAAAUCACUGUGUCAGUGCUAUGAGCUCAGCAUCCAUCUCACUGCCUAAGGAGAUCAAGUACUUCCGUCCCAUCUACAUGGGAGCCUCCUCUGCUUUUUGUAUCCAGCUGUUUUGUAUUGAUGAGAAAUACGAAGCAAGGUCGCUGGACUUUAUGAAUUUUGUUUUCGGUCUCUUUCCUGACAAGAACUUCUGCCUCAUUUCUCUGCCACAUCUCACCCCUGAGUUUGUCCUUAUCCAGAACUUCGUGAAGAUAGUCCCCUUCAAUAACUGCACCCUGGAGCAGGAUCUCUACGUCUUCCAUCGGGCGGGAUUACUCAAGACCAUUAAUAUAAGAUUAGCCAAUUUAUCGGAUACUCCUGGUGUUGAAAAUCUUGUCAGCACCCUCAUGGUGAAUAAAAGGAUAUUGGAGGAUUUAAAGCAUUACAAUGAGGCUCGCAGAGACCCUGAUGGAACACCACUGCAGGCAUUUGUAGCUGAUGUGGCAGAACAAAUAGUUGGCAUUGCAGUGAUCAGAAAUGAAAUGGAUGUAGAAUACAUUCGGUCCCAUUACAACAUUGAAGAUUUCAUCUACUUCAAUCACCACCAGCGUGAAGAACACGGGCACUUGUAUCACUUUGCCCUGAACCCCAUUUUUCGGCACUACGCCAGGUUUUUUCUGAAGGAGAUCCUCCGUUUGGGCUAUAAGUCCUGUCUCUACUACCCUAUUUAUCCAGAGUCCAGGGAAAGCAAGUUCCAGAGCUCCUACGCCCACUCCCUGACAUCCGCCCUUCAUUACUUGGUUCCCGUGCGACCACGACGACAGAUUGUCUAUCCUCUGGAAAAGCUUGGCAUCAACGCUCCAUCAAAGGCGGUCUCCAAGGCUCCGUUGAGUUAUGCCUUGAACCAUACAAACAGAAAACUAACAUUGGAACCUAAAAUAACUGUCAAUGCCAGGAUUGUUGUGGUUGGUGCAUCCAGUGUCGGACUUUCCUUCCUGGAGACGUUGGUAUUUUGCUCUCACCUGAAGUUUAGUAAUCUCACCCUGAUUUCAACCCACGGACUCCCUGGAAAAAAACUUCUGGGCACUGAACAAAGGAAAUUUUUAGCAUGCGACCACUGUUUUAAUGAUAAAGAUCACGCGUUGAUGUCGCUGUGCUCCUGGGUCAAUGUGGUGGUUGGUAGAAUGACUGCCAUAGACCGAGCAGCCAAGCGUGUCGUGGUUUCUCAGGAAGAAAUUGUGCUCUAUGACCACCUCAUCCUCUGCACCGGGCAGCAGUACCAGGUUCCAUGCCCUACAGGGGCUGAUAUUAGUCAACUCCUGACAAACAGAGAGAUUCCAAACAGCAGUAAGCAGCGAUACACUGGUAAAGUUCCUUGCAAUCAUUUCACUCUGAAUGAUGAAGAAGAUUGCUUGAAGGCCCUGACGUGGAUAAGGAACAACUCCAUCAUCAUAGAAGGGAAUGUCAUUGUCUAUGGGGAUACAAUUGACACUUACACCACAGUGGAGGUACUCUUAAACCUUGGCAUGAAGGGCUCCUCCAUCUACCUGGUGCAGCCCCCGCCCACCUCUACCAUCACCUGUAUCAACAACUACUCGGUGGAAAGUGCAGUGGAGGAUGCACUCCGAGCAGCAGGGGUUACCAUUUACCAGGAGGCGCUCCUGGCUCAGUGGAACGACGGCCAAAACCCAGACCCCAUUCACAGCGCCAGCUUCACCACACCGACCAAGCCUUUUAAACUUCCAUGCUCGCUAUUCUUCAGCUUCUUUGAGAAAAGUGUGGAUUAUGAAACAUUUAAAGCGAUCAAUGAUGCCUGUCUUGUGUAUGAUGGUCGACUCGUGAUCGAUGUGAACUUCCAGACCAACGACGUAGCCAUCAGAGCUGCCGGCUCCCUAACCAAAUUCUCCAAUAGAUAUUACUCAAAUGAGUGGAGUCACAGUAGCUUCAGUUCCAAAGAAAUUGGCUUCCAGCUGGCAGCAGCCAUGCUCAAUCUCUUUGAUCCGACCCUUGAGCCUGUGACAGAGCCUCCAGCUGAUCUCGACCGACUCAUCCCCAUGUACAAGGGAGCAAAGAUCCAAGGAGGCGUUCUUCCUGGAUCUUACCAUUAUCUGCAUAUCACCAAGCCUGCUAUUCAAACUUCCUUGAAGGUACAAAUGGCCCAGCCGGAUUUUGGUUCAGAAAUAGUAACAGGCAAUGCGAAAGAUGGAACUUACUUCCGAAUACAUAUUAACAAGUAUAAAAUGGUGGAAACCAUCACAUGCCUUUCUAAGGAGCCUUUCCCUUCCUCCAACUAUAUCCGCUUGUUUGGCCAGCAUGAGCAAGUCCUCAACAACCUGUGUGCUCGGUACGAGGACAAGCUGAUCACAGAUCUGUACAGCUACUUCACGGAGCCGUGGUGUAUGGCCCUCUUUCACGAUCGUUUUAUUGAUCUCAGGAAAGAGUUACGCCAAAUCUUAACCUCCAAGGAGGAAGAAGAACAUCCUUCCAUGGAACAGUUAGCCCGUCAGAUAGAUGACGAAAUUAACCUGAAUGAGAACCCGAGGAAAUACCUCAGAAGAGUUUUCCAGGAAACCAUCUACAAGACGCUGGUGGAGAAAAGCAUCCUUGACUACCUGCACUAUAAUCACUACCACCUGCCCAUGUACGCGUGGCCAGACAUCAUUUAAUUGUCUCCACUAUAUUGUUUUCACACAUGUAGUUCCUGGAAGCGUUCUGUAUAAAUAGGAAACCUCUCUGAAGCCUGGCUUGACAGCCAGCCAAGCACCACCAUCUCCUGGUUCUGUCGUUUCUUUUCUGCGUCCACUUACGCCUGUAGUUUUCUAUCAUCCCAGUAGGUGGCGCACAGCCGUGCGUCCCUGUUCUGGGCCAGAGAAAUGCUUUCCUAAUAGCAGACAUGUUCUAUGCAGAAUAAUCCAUUUUAGCCAUAAAAAUGACAUCGUACUGUAUAAAACUUGUUUUUACCUUGGGUGUGACUCAGUUUGAUUUCCUGAAAUGUUCUGCUGCCAAUUUUGUUAGUUCUUCACAUGUUUUAUCACCCAGUAAUACUCCUGGGUGAUAAAAAAGAAAAAUGUGUGCCCACAUGGAAAAUUAGCAAAACGGAGGAUGAGAAAUUAGCUCUGUGAUCCAACAUCAGAGGGACUGAUUGUGUAAGAAAGUAUAAGUCAGUUUUUGAAACAAGGAAGCUUUGACCACGAUCCUUGUAUUUCUACUUCAUGUAGGAAAUUAUGAGCAUAAAUGCAGUGAAAAACUGGAAUAUAACACACAGACUCAUGCACAGGUUUUACACUAGAAGACGCUAGUGGGAAAUUAAUCUAGUUGAUUUCCUUUGACCCUUAGCACUGUUGUUUUGCACUAGUGGCCGGAGCAUGUCAUAUGUAAUGUGGGUCAGAAACCCUCUUUCUUAUAAAUAAAGCAAAUUAAGUGUGUACUAAAAAACAUACAGAUUCAGGAACAACAAAUAAGAUUGUUUUCAUUUAUUUGGAUUUCUUUUAGUUGAUAGUGUGACACUAUUUGUGACUGAAUUUUAUCAGCAGGGCUUAAAAUUGAUUUUCAUAGACACAAUUCCAGUUUUUGUUCAUUUUUUGUAUUCAUAUUAAUGUUUAGCAAAAGUUGGCAUAAUUACAAGAAUUACACAGCUAUUAGGAGAAGAAGUCAUAGUUUGGCAUUACAGAAUUGUACACCCAGUAUCAAAGUCAUACUUCUCAAAAUAAAAUUGUUCCAGAACACUAGACUGAUUUUUCUAAAGUAGGCAAAAGCAAGCAAUAGACUCCACUAAUUCCUUCAAAUGUAUGUUUAUCACAAAUGCAUGGGUUAUUUAGGGAGAGGGCCCAGCUUCGGCCACAUGCUACAAACUGUGUAACUUGGAGAACAAUCAUUACUGGUUCACUCUUCAAACUACAGACCCAACACACA
Molecule: messenger RNA, 5019 nt
Organism: Rhinolophus ferrumequinum (greater horseshoe bat)
Lineage: Eukaryota; Metazoa; Chordata; Mammalia; Chiroptera; Rhinolophidae
Gene: CFAP61
Product: cilia and flagella associated protein 61
Exons: 27
Coding region: 87-3773 (1228 amino acids)
Source: RefSeq, a predicted model, not a curated record